This is a messenger RNA of Exserohilum turcica Et28A, 796 nucleotides long. RefSeq lists its product as uncharacterized. Gene Ontology annotation, cellular component: nucleus; cytosol; proteasome core complex, beta-subunit complex. The record is from RefSeq and is a predicted model, not a curated record. NCBI's taxonomy places the organism in Eukaryota, Fungi, Ascomycota, Dothideomycetes, Pleosporales, Pleosporaceae. Bases 44 to 655 code for a protein of 203 amino acids. Gene Ontology annotation, biological process: proteasomal protein catabolic process. The transcript is spliced from 2 exons. Gene Ontology annotation, molecular function: peptidase activity.
GAACCACAAUCAUCAGCCUUGACAGACUGAGCAGCCAGCAACCAUGGAGGUCCUUCUAGGUAUCACGGGCAAGGACUUCACCCUCAUCGCCGCCUCCAAAGCCGCCAUGCGAGGCGCCACCAUCCUCAAAGCCUCGGACGACAAGACCCGGGCACUAAACACGCACACGCUGAUGGCCUUUUCAGGCGAGGCUGGCGACACUGUCCAAUUCGCCGAGUUCAUCCAAGCAAACGUCCAGCUAUACUCGAUGCGCAACAACAUGGAGCUGUCGCCAGCUGCAACGGCCAACUUUGUCCGGGGAGAGCUUGCAUCAGCCCUGAGGUCACGGAAACCUUACACAGUAAACCUUCUUCUCGGCGGCUACGACACGAUUGCGGACAAGCCUACAUUAUACUGGAUUGACUACCUGGCGAGUCAAGCAUCGCUUCCUUAUGCGGCACAUGGCUAUGCUCAGUACUACUGCCUCUCCCUGCUCGAUAAGCACCACCACCCGGACAUCGACUACGAGCAAGGCCUCAAGAUCAUGCGCAUGUGCACCGAGGAGCUCAAGCGCCGUCUACCGAUUGAUUUCAAGGGUGUCAUGGUCAAGGCCAUAACAAAGGACGGCAUCAAGGAUGUAGAGUACGAGGAUGAUGUGAAGGUGGCAAUUCCAUAGAGGCUAUAGGGCUUGAGGGGGUCUAGAACACUUGACGGUACAGAAUCGGUAGCCGGCAUGGAAAAGGCACCGGCAAUGAUUGCCAUGUUCACGAAAUCAAGGCAUGACAGCUAUGCCAUCAAUUAAUGACAAUGAUGCAUC